CGGCGAGGCUCUUAGCCCGUGAUGAAGGCAGGGGAUAGCUACACACUGCAAGCCUGCAGCUAGAAGCUGGAUGCUGGCACCGGGGGAAGCAAGCUUCAUAAAUCAGCGCUCCUAAAUGCACAUUUGUACGCAGUGAAGAUUGAGAGGUGAAUUAAAACAGAGAGAAAGUGCUUGUGCAGCCUGGAUAAUGAAAACACAGAGACAGGUACUGAUAUCUCUUCAAGGCUUUCCUGUUUCGAAAGCAGAGACACAUUAAAAGCAAACGACCCACCGCUGCCUUCUGCUUUAACAACAAAAAAAGACUCUUUGCUCACAGAUUUGGAAGCAAAGUCCUGCUGAGGUGCAAAGCAGAGCAGAAUCCUGACACCUCCGCACAGGGUUUUUUUUUUGGCAGUAACAAAGGGGAGAAGAAAAAAAAUGGGGGAGAGAGGGAUUCCAGGGAAAAGUUACUGGGACUUUUGCACUGUGCUUCUGACACUGAGCACAGGACUCCUGGCCGGCUGCGCCGCGAUGGACGAGGAGGAAGCGAGUUGGCAAGCCGAUAGCCGCUUUUAUAUCAAGCCACCCCACUGCGUGGACAUCCCCUUUGCCCUGAGACUGUGCAACAAUGUGGGCUAUCACAAGAUGAGCCUGCCCAACUUGUUGGACCAUGAGACCAUGGAGGAGGUGCAGCAGCAAGCCAGCAGCUGGGUGCCGCUGCUCAACAAGAACUGCCACCCGAACACGCAGCUGUUCCUCUGCUCUCUCUACGCCCCUAUCUGCCUGGACCGACCCAUCUACCCGUGUCGUUCUCUCUGCACGGCGGUCCGAGAUGCCUGCACGCCUGUCAUGGAGUUCUUUGGCUUCCCCUGGCCCGACAUGCUCAAGUGCGACAAGUUCCCCCUUGACAAUGACUUGUGCAUCGUCUUCCCAAACCCCAAUGCCACCCUCUCCACGAACUCGCAAGCAUCGGAAGUAUGUCCUCCUUGCGACAACGAAAUGAACACCGAUAUUAUCCUGGAUCACCUCUGCGCCAGCGAAUUUGCUCUGAAGAUGAAGAUCAAGGAAGUGAAGAAGGAGAACGGUGACCGGAAGAUUAUUCCGCAGAAGAAGAAAAAGCCUCUGAAGCUGGGGCCGCUGAAGAAGAAGGAUCUGAAGAAGCUGACCUUGUACAUUAAGAACGGGGCAGACUGUCCCUGCCACCAGCUGGAUAACCUUAACAGUAACUUUCUCAUCAUGGGCCGCAAAGUGAACAAACAAAAUCUCCUGACGGUUAUUCACAGGUGGGAUAAAAAGAGCAAAGAGGUGAAAAAAGCUGUGAAGAAAAUGAAGACUCACGUGUGUCCCACAUUCCAGGGGGUCUUUAAAUGAUUAUCGGCCUGCUCUUUAAAUCAAACAAUUCAAUCUGAACUUGCACAUGCUAUUCUUAAAAAAAAAUAUUAAACGUUUUCUUUUCUCUAUAAGAUAGAAUCUUCUCCUUUAAACUAUGAUUCCUCUCCCCCCUUUUUUUUUUAGAUUCUGUGCGCGUAAUAAUGAUGAUUCUUUGUAUGUUUCUCUCCGUUAAUACAUUAUGGUAGCAUAGACUAAUAAGCCAGCAAGGAGGCGCAACAGACAAUAGACAAUAGGUUCAGGAGUAGGCCAUUUGGCCCUUUGAGCCAGCACCGCCAUUCAAUGUGAUCAUGGCUGAUCAUCCCCAAUCAGUACCCCGUUCCUGCCUUCUCCCCAUAUCCCCCUAUUUUUAAGAGCCCUAUCUAGCUCUCUCUUGAAAGCAUCCAGAGAACUUGCCUCCACUGCCCUCUGAGAUGAAUUCUGAGGCUUUUAAGCACGUCCAAAAAAUUUAGGAAAGGUAGUGGUUUUGGAAAUGGAGGGGAACAGGGGUGUCAAAAGGAGUGAAGUGAAUGGAUUUCGGAAAAGAGAUAUACACAAAAUGCUGGAGUAACUCAGCGGGACAGGCAGCAUCUCUGGAUAGAAGGAGUGGGUGAUGUUUCGGGUCGAGACCCUUCCUCAGACUGCAGUCAGGGGCGAGGGAGAUACCGAGAUAAGGGUGUUUAAGGUGUGAAAAUGGGACAAAGGGGAUAAGGGAGAAAGGAAAAUGUAUAGAUUCUUUUUUCGCUGGGAGAAGAUAAGAACAAGGAAAUGAGAUGGUUUUGGAAUAUCGCAAGAACCCUUCCCUCAGCACCACAGAGUAUUCGUUGGAAUCACACAAUGUAAACAAACACAAGUUGCGUUAUACAACCCUGCCUGAACCACUGUGUGUUGCAAUUUCCCUAGAAAAGUCACAUUGGCUCAGGGACUCUGAGAAUGCAGAGCAGUCAGGAAAACCACUUGGCAUGGAGCCAAAUCCCCAAACUGCAAACGCUCACCGUUGCAAUUUGAACGUAUCAACUAAUCGUCACUUUUUUUCCCCUGAACAACGACAACAACAAAAAAUUAUUGUUUUCAAUAUUCCAAAGAAUAUUGGGUUUUUUUGUUCGAAAAUCAUCAGAUUUCAUGCACCGAAGUGUUUGGACGGCAUCCAAAGACUUUCAUCUCCUGCUGGCACGCAUAUGUUAUAGCUGAGAGCUUUGAAACCUCUUAAAUAUUCAUCUAGCAUUAACGAGCGGUUUGGAAAAUGAAUCUUGCGUAAUGAACAAAUUAGGAAACUUUUAGGAGAUGCUUCAGUAAGAACUGACUAUUCUUGUAGGAUUGAGAACGUAAGGUCGGGUUAAUGAGAAGCGAGCCACGCUGCUUCUGGUGUUUCCCAAGAAAUUAGCCACAUGCGGGAAGUGAAUCCGUGGAAACGUCAAUCAGCUAUCAGUAUCUUCUUGAUUUUUGAAUUUUUAUUUUGCUUUAUAAUCAUUUAUUUCCUUCCAGAAUUAUGUUUGCUCAACCAAGCAAUGGCACAAUGUGUUUCAAUAUCACACUGAUUUACUUUCGUUUAGGUUUUAAUUUUGUUAUCAGUUCAUUUAGUCAAAGUUGCAGGAGUUAAGGUGAUAGACGCACAACUUAAAUGUAUCUGUGUUGAGCUUCUUGAUCUAAAUGCACUGUGAAUAUUUUGUUCUGCUAUGAAAAGGUAUCGGGAGAACUAUUGCUUUCAAAUGGCCUUAUUUCAUACGGUUUGGAUAAUUGUUCAAUUAAAGAGCUGCUUCAUUUGUAGUUCCUUGUAAGUAGACCUGCUUUUUAAAAAUAAAUCUGUUUGAAAAUAGAA
Molecule: messenger RNA, 3166 nt
Organism: Amblyraja radiata (thorny skate)
Lineage: Eukaryota; Metazoa; Chordata; Chondrichthyes; Rajiformes; Rajidae
Product: secreted frizzled-related protein 1
Exons: 3
Coding region: 418-1350 (310 amino acids)
Biological process (GO): non-canonical Wnt signaling pathway; canonical Wnt signaling pathway
Molecular function (GO): Wnt-protein binding
Source: RefSeq, a predicted model, not a curated record